GAGUGCGGGGAUUGCGUACGAGACGGCCAAGGCGAGCGAGAAGGCAUGGCUAAGGCCGGAAGCUGCGGCGGCGGGGAAAACAUGGCUCUGAACGGGGCAGGCAACGACGACGCGGAUUGGGAGCCUCCGUCCGAGGCGGAGCUGAAGGUGAUCCAGGCCCGGCGUGAGAGACAGGACAAGAUCAGCAAGCUUAUGAGCGAGUACCUGCUCAAGGGCUACCGCAUGCUGGGCGAGUGCUGCGAGGACUGCGGGACCAUUUUGCUGCAAGAUAAGCAGAAGAAAUUCUAUUGUGUUGCCUGCCAAGAACUUACUUCUGAUGUCGACAAAGACAAUCCAGCCCUGAAUGCCCAAGCUGCUCUGUCGCAGGUGCGCGAACGCCAGCUGGCCUCCAAUCCCGAAGACGUCAGUUCGCCAGAGUACUUCUCCUCCCUGCCGACUCCCCGCCCUGUGCCACGCCCGGAACACUGUGAAGGGGCAGCCUCAGGACUCAGAGCAUCUGCCCCCGCUCCGGUGCUCCCAGUGCGUGUUGCGGUGCCUCCCUCGUCACCUCCCACCAGCAUCCUGGCUGCAGUAGAGGAAGCCAUAUUGCAGAAGAUCAACUGGGCGGGCCGGGAGCUCCAGCAGAGCACCUCCAUUGAGAUGAGCAUACAGCUUUGCUCCCUCAUCCGCUCCUGCGCGGAAUCCCUAAAGGGCAUCAAGGAACUGCAGCAGUGAGAUGGCUCUGUCUUCUCAGGGCACAAAGGGAACAGAAGCUACGCCUGUAACACCGAGGGGGGGGGGGCGCGUCCCUUUUAGAAACUAGAGUCUGGGCAGUUCAGAUAAGACGGCAUUUUCUCACUCUGAUUAAAACUCACGCUCUUUGCCUCA
Messenger RNA from Gekko japonicus, 867 nucleotides. It is a transcript of the gene ZNRD2, whose product is annotated as Sjogren syndrome/scleroderma autoantigen 1. Lineage: Eukaryota; Metazoa; Chordata; Lepidosauria; Squamata; Gekkonidae. The transcript has 4 exons. The record is from RefSeq and is a predicted model, not a curated record. Bases 46 to 714 code for a protein of 222 amino acids.